Molecule: messenger RNA, 11260 nt
Organism: Orcinus orca (killer whale)
Lineage: Eukaryota; Metazoa; Chordata; Mammalia; Artiodactyla; Delphinidae
Gene: CATSPERT
Product: C2 calcium dependent domain containing 6
Exons: 17
Source: RefSeq, a predicted model, not a curated record
GAAACUAUCAAAUGUAAAAUUGUUGAAAGACUAAUGUAAUAGCAACUGUAAUCUAUAUCAACUUAGAUUAUUGUUAAAUUUUUGCCUCAUUUGCUUUCUUUCUUUAUACAUCCUUUCUCUUGGUAAAUCUUUUGAAAGUAAGUUGCUAACAUCAUGUCACUUCACCCAAAUAUUUAAGCAUGCAUCCUCCAAAAAGAACAUUUUUCUGCAUAGCACAAUAUCAUUCAAACAGUUGGAAAAACAAUAAUUUCAGUCCAUUCUCAAAUUUUCCCAGAUGUCUCUUAAGAUCUAGUCAUGGUUUACGCAUUUCAGUUUGUUAUCUAAAUUUAAAAUGGUCUCAUCUUUUCUCCCCCAUGAUAUAUAUAUAUAUAUAUAUAUAUUUUUUAGAUGUUGGGGGUAGGAGUUUAUUAAUUUAUUUUAUUUAUUUUUGCUGUGUUGGGUCUUCGUUUCUGUGUGAGGGCUUUCUCUAGUUGUGGCAAGCGGGGGCCACUCUUCAUCGCGGUGCACGGGCCUCUCACUGUCACGGCCUCUCUUGUUGCGGAGCACAGGCUUCAGUAGUUGUGGCUCACGGGCCUAGUUGCUCCGCGGCAGACCAGGGCUCCAACCCGUGUCCCCUGCAUUAGCAGGCAGAUUCUUAACCACUGCGCCACCAGGGAAGCCCCCCCAUGAUAUUUUUUAAUUGAAAAAUUUACUGAGAUAAAUGUAGAUUCAUGCAAACUUAAAUAAUACAGAGUAAUCCUUUGUACACUUGGCCAGUGCCUCCAAAUACCAUUUUACAAAAUUCAUAGUAUAAUAUCACAACCAGCAUAUUGACACUGACAUGAUCUACCAAUCUUGUUCAGAUAUCCCUAGUUUUACAUAUCCCUAGUUUUACUUGUACACACUUGUGUGUGUCUGUAUAUAUUAAGUUCUAUACAAUUUUAUCAAUUGUGUAGGGUUCAUUUAUAUAGCACUACAGCCCAGGUACUGAACAAGUCCAAAAACCAUAAGAAUCUCUCAUGCUGCCCUUUUAUAAACACAACCUCCUUCCCACAUCCCCUCCCUGCACCUCUAACUCUAAGCCCUGGCAAUCACUAAUGUCUUCUAUUUCUAAAAUUUUGUAAUUUCAGUAAUGUUAUAAGUUGAAUCGUACAGUGUGUAAUCUUUUGGGAUUAGCUUCUUUCUGCUCAGCGCAUUCCCUGGAGAUUAACCCACGUUGUAUGGCCAUAGUUCAUUCCUUUUUAUUGCAAAGCCAUGAUCCAAGGUAUGUAUUGAAGUUUAACCACUUACCUGUCGAAGGACAUCUGAGCUGAUUCCACUUUUUGACUAUUAUGAACAAAGCUGCUGUGAACAUUUGUGUAUAGCUUUUAGAGUGAAUGUGAGUUUUCAUUUCUCUGGGAUAGACACCCUGGAGUGCAAUUGCUGGGUUGUAUGGUAGUUCCAUGCUUAGUUUUUUUAAGAAAUUACCAAACUCUUUUCAGAGAGGCCAUACCAUUCUACAUUCCCCCGUGAUAUUUUGUGUGUGUGUGUGUGUGUGUGUGUGUGUGUGUGUGUGUAUGAAGAAUCCAAAUCAGUUUUUAAAAAUAGUCCCACCUACAUUUUUAUUUGUUUGAUUUUUUUUACCCGUAAAAGUAUCAUUGAGUUUGUUUCUCUACCUCCUGAAUUUCCUGUAGACUGGAGGUUAGGGCUAGAGGUUUGAUUAAAGUUAGGUUAGAUUUUUGUUGUUGCAUCACAUGAACCCUAAGGAAGUCAGAGUGUGCUGGUGGACAGCAAGUCUCUUUGAACAGUGAUUAAACACGACACAGCACAGACUCAGAAUGACAGCAAACAUGUAUCAAGGGCAUUGGGGUAUUGUGCCAUGAACCCUGAAGAGUGAAAGGUGAGGAUCAGAUUCCUGCCCCCAAAGAACUCUAUCUUUUGAAAUUAACAACUAAUUCUAAUAGUGUGAGCCCACUAAUAGGGAUAUGCCAAGUAGCAGCUUGGAGACAGCAAUUAAUUCUGCUUUGGGGGUAUGUGUAUGGGGUUAUAAAACUUAAGGCUGAACUCUGAGGUGGCCUUUGAAUAAAAGAAAAAUAGAUUCCAUAUAGAAUGGCCCUAAGUAAUGAUCCUGAGGUGUAAAGGGCAUUUUGGAGUCCCUGGUUUUACAUAUUACGGAAUUAAAAUUUUGUGGCCAAUAAAGAAACUCUGAAAGUUUGUUAUUUUGUAUGCUUUAAAAGGUAAGCUGUAUUAACACUGGAGCAGUGGAAAGAGAGGAUGACAGCAGGCCAGGAGACCCAUGAGUAAACCAUUCCAGGCAUCUGUGUGUGAGAUGUCCUAGACGAGGUGCCACAGAGAGAAAGAGUAGGGUUCAGAUAUUUAGGGUUAGAAUUCAAAACUGUGUCUGAAGUUUUAAGCUUUUGUGGAUAUGACAUUGCUACAUUAACUACGUUUGGAACAUAUUAGAGGUCUGAGAGGGAAGAUGAAUACUAACGUGUUGUGUUAUGAGUCUAUGGGACAGUCGAGUAAAGAUGUCCACGUAGACUGUUGGAAAUAUAACAUCUGGAGCGCAGGGGAUAGUGUAAGGAGGUGUAGGGAGAAGAGGGCUUAUGAUGGGUUAAGGGGCAGGCAAGAAACGAACCAAGUUCAAUCCCCGUGCUGAGGAGCCUUGUUGUCCACAAGCUUGCUCUGACUUCCUUCAAAGGGAGACUUAAACGGCCUGGGCAAGGACUUGCCGCUGACCCUGCAGGCUCGCUUAACUAGCACGCCCCCAAAGCUAGCCUGGGGCAGAAGCCUGGCGCGAACGUGUGGGUCACGCGGGGCGCCGGUGGGUUGCUGCAUGCACAGGAAAAGCGUGGGAAAGGCGGGGAGAGGGCUGCGCCUGCGCAGUAGCAGGUCGUCGGUUGGUUAGUGCGCAGACCUGCCCAGCUGCGGAUGGAGGGAUGGAGCCGCCCCGAGACGUGCGCAAGGUUUCCAGCACAGCACAUAACCGCAGCGGGCGGGUCCAUUCCCUGUACACAGCCCCGAUACUUCAGAGGAUUCCCCGUAUCAACUUGGAAAACACACAUGCUAGAGGGUCGGAGUUCUCUUCUGCAACCCGUAACAUCCAGGAGCAGGGCAAGACCUUGAAUCGGCCCAAAGACGAGGCCAAGGAUGGUCCUGGGCACCGGCUGCUGAAUAUGCUGAGAAAAACUCUUAAAGGGUCUGAAAGUAAAGAACUAGAAGUGACACCUGAGGCACCAACUUUGGUGCCAUUUGGCGAUGUGGUUGGCUGCCUAGCCAUUCAUGUAAAGAAGUGCAAACAUUUUACGCCUAAGAUCAGUUUACAACAUUACAGUAAUUUGUUCAUUCGCGUCUCUAUUAACAACGUGGUGAAAUGUACAAAAAAGUAUAGCUUGCUACCCCCAAACAAUGAAGAGGACACUGUAAUUACAUUUGAUGAAGUGAAAUAUUUUUCUGUACAGGUUCCUCGACGUCAAGAUGAUGAUAAGAAUAAUAUUUACUUAGAACUAAUGCAACAUGACAGUACAAAAUAUCUUCUCUUAUUAGGGAGUGUUCAGGUACAUCUUUAUGAAGUAAUUCAGAAAGGGUGCUUUACUGAAGAACUCCGAAUGUUGAAUAAAAACACAUUUAUCUGCAGGGCAGAAGUGGAAUUUAUGUUCUCCUAUGGAAACUUUGGUUAUGGAUUUUCACAUCAGUUAAAACCUCUUCAGAAAAUUAUUAAGCCAUCUAUGUUUAUGAAUAUUGCACCACCUCCAGAAAGAACAGACCCUGUGACAAAUGUUAUUAUACCACAACCAAUAGAAUAUCCAGCAUUCUUAUCCCCAGACCUGAAUGUUUCGGUUGGGGUGCCAACUACAGCAUCCCAAUCCAACCAGCCAUCUGUAGUACGACUUGAAAAACUUCAGCUACAACCCCGGGCAAGGCUAGAAAAAAUGAAAAAAGAAUAUAGACGUCUGAGUACAUGGAUAGAAAAAGCUAGCUAUUUAGAAGGAGUUCUUACCCCAAGAUUGGAACGUAAAGAAACUAAGGAAAGUAAUACCAAUGAGAUACUUGAAAGCCAAUUGGAAGAGAGACCUACAGAUACCGUAACAUCAGAUAUCCUUCUUAUAAAGGAAGUAGCUGAAACUCUUCCAAGUGAGUUACUGGAUAAUGAUGAUAAGAAAGGCCUGACUCUACCAACUUUGAACCAGUCGGGUGAAGAUGAUUCAAAUGUUGUUGCUCCUAAAAGUGACAUGUCAACAAAGGAAACAGAUACUCCAUUGCCCACUAUUCCUAGGCUGACGUUAGCAGAAGAGGACGAAAUACCACCUUUAGAGGAACACCAGCAAGAGGCGAUGCCGGAGAGAAAAAUGAAAAAUCUGUUCUUCCCACCAGAAGAAAAAAUGAAAGAUAGAUAUCCAAGCCUUUUAAAAACUGACUCAUCUCCAUCAGAGAGUUCACAUUGUUCCUGUAGCACAGUGAAUGAAAAUUUAAAUAUCGCUAAUGGUGUAGAUGAGUUAAUACAAGAUAAGGCCUAUGGACAGAAAAAUACAAAUAGAAAAAGAAAAUCAGUGGCUUUUUCACCAAAAGAAUACAUUUCACCAUCUUUCAAACCAGAAUAUAUAGAAUUCAAGCCAAAAUAUCAGUUCCAGAAAUUCAACAUCAAGAAUGGUUUUGAUCCUUUUCUAAGGAAUAUAAACAACAAAAUGUCAGUCAGAAAAAGGAAAGACCAAGAUAUGUUCAAAUGUAGAAAUAUUUUAAGUGCCGAGGUUAUAGAGUAUGAAGACCAAGAUCCUCCUUACCCAACACAUUCAAAAACUGCAAGCCCUGCUAAUAAAACCUGGCCCCAUAAUCUUGAUAUCAUCACAAUAAAGGGUUUAGACACUAAGAAUAAGUUAGCCAGUGAUCCUGGUAUCACUGCACUAAAGACUUCAGACCUUAAGAAUAAGUUAGUCCAUGAUCCGGGUAUCAUCACAAUAAAGAAUUUAGACACUAAGAAUAAUUUAGCCCAUCAUCCUAGUAUCACCACAAUAAAGACUUUAGACACUAAGAAUAAGUUACAGGAAAGGCUACCAAAUGUAUCUUUACCAAACUUUGAGGGAGAAUCAUCAAUGACUGGAAAAGUAAAUGUAAAUAAAUGUUGCCUCUCAAAAUCAUUAAGUCUUACUUCCCACAUAGAAAAUUUAAAACAAUCAGUGGUGCUCAAGUUAAUUUUAAGUAAAAAUCUGCAAGACCUUUCAAAUAGAUUAUUUUCUACACCUGAAGUUUCUAUGGACACCGAAGCAAGAAAGAAAAGUCAUAGUUCUCCACUUCUGGCUCUUCAUGAUGAACAACCAAGUAGUUUGGAAGGCGAAGUAUUUGAAAAAAUUCAAGAUUUAAAUAGCUGGCUUUCAGAAGGAGGCAUUUUAAAUUCAAAGUCUCUUUUAAAUGAAAUAAUUAAAGAUAUUCCCACAGAUUCACUUUCAGAAGGUGGACCAGGAAAUUCUCCAGAGGUAGAAAAGGAACCUGUCUCUGAAAAACACUUAGAGGCUGGUGAGAUAGAUUUUCCAAUUAAAAAAAAGAGUAGUUUCAAAAAGAAACAUUUAAAAAGUGAAGUAUCUAGCUCCAAACCAGAUUUGAAUAGCCUUGUAUAUGAUUAUGUUAUAAAGCAAAUAUUUACUGCACCGGUCUUCUCAGAGCUGGGGAGAGGAGUGAAAGAAUGGAGUGAGACACAGAUAAACUCGCAGAGUCAAUUACCCACAGCUUGGGAGAGUUCGCCUUCCAAUGUUCUAAUUCACUAUGAAGAAAACAAUAAUGAAAUAGAAUUUCUGCCGGCCAAAUCUGUUAUAAGCCAGAUAAUACAAGCAUUUCCUGUAGAUACUCUUUUAGAAUUGGGGAUAAUCAAAGUGAUAGAAUUAGAUAAAGAAUACCAGAAGGGUUUUUUGCUGUAUACAGAGACAGCUUUUGCUGAAGAAAAGCCAAAGUAUUCCACAGAGUAUUAUUCAGAUAUCAGAAGCAAAACAGAACCUCUUUCAGAGCAGAAUACACCCAUCAUUCACAAAGAAAUCACUUCUUUUAAUGGAGUUGAAUUCAUAGACAAAGGCCAAAAUAGAUCCCCACAAGAUUCAAAAUAUCAGUCGACACCAGAUAAAAAAACAGGUUUGCCAAGUAAUGGUCAGAGGCUUGAUAGAGAAGAAAAUGAUCUAAGUUCUACUUUAGAAAAUUUAAGUAACGCACUAAUGGGUAAACUUAAUAACUCUGAUGUAAUAAUGUUAAAAUCCUUUUUGGAAAAGAUAUUUAAUGUUUUUUUCAAAUAUAGUCAGUCUAAAAGCAGACAACCAGAAAAAGAAUUAGAAAGACUAAUUGAACAUCCUUUUCCAAGUCAGACAGAAGACCUUGAAGAAAUCAAAGAGAAUUUUGAUAAAGUAGACAAAUUGGGGAGAAAACCUAUUUUGAAUCCAAAGCUGCAUGUAUUUCUAGAAGAACUCUCAGAGUCAGAAAUUAAAAAAUUUAAAUCUGAAUUAAGUAAACAUAUCCAGCAUUACCUUGUAGAAAGGCUUUCAGAAUCAGGAUACAUCACCAAAGAGGACUUACCAGAAAUCUAUCAAAAUCUGUAUUUGAUGAAUGAGAAAGUAGAACCAAAAGGGCAAAAUAUUUUUCUGGAGAAAUAUUCAGAAACUGUAAAAGAAAUCAUGUCUUUUAUAAAUAAUUUUAAUCAUCAUUUCAUAGAUAAACAUUUGGAAAUAAAGCUAAGAUCUUUUUUAAAUGAAAUUCUCCAAAACUAUUUCCUAAAAAACCUUUCAGACAACAGUUUAUUUAAAGACGCAGAAUCUGAGCCUAUACACUCAAAUGUAUCUUCUCUAAGAGCUAAAAGUGCCUCAAUAUCUUUUCAUGAGUUAGGACAAGAUAUUUCAGGAGGGAGUUUUGGUAGUAGGCUUGAAAUAAACAUGAAAUAUCCCUUAAGUAAAUCUCUACAAAACUAUCUUAUAGCUUUAUCAGAAAAUGAACUCUUAGAUCUAAAAGCUGAUUUAAGCAAACACCUCCAGAGCCUUUUUAUAGAAAAACUGUCAAAAUCAGGACUAAUCACAGAAAGGCAAUUAGAGGGGAUAAGCCGGCAUAUAAAUUUGGUUAAUUCUACUUCCACACCAUUAAAAUGUAUAAAGCCAGAUUUGUCUGUAAGAGAUGAAAAUCAGUUUGUGGAGGACCAUUCAGAAAAGCAAAAUAAAUAUUCAAAAAUUGCUCAGAAAACCACUUUACAAAAGGUUUCUGAAGAUAGACUUGUAGAAACAGAGUUGACCAAAAAGGAAGAAAAGGAACAUUUUUCCUUAGAGAAUAUUAAAUAAAGUCCAUCAAUAAUUCAGGAACAGAAAAGAUACUAUCCUAAGGAAGUGAAAAUACUCAGUUUAAUUAAAGUACAACCUUGUUCCAACAAAAAUACCCAGGCAAUUCCAGUAAAUAAGCCAUCAGAAAGACUUACAGAUACAAUGCCUAAGAAACAAAGGAAAGAACACGGUUUCAUGCAGUUUCCUCAAGCAGAGAACUGUGAUUUUAAAACAGAGAUACAAGACCCACAUAGUUGGAGUGGUAAAUCAAAAAUAACUCAAUCAAAUGCUUGCUUUGAAAAGACACUGAAAAUGAAGUCCCUUGACAAAAAGGAGCACAAUAACACCUAUAAAUUGAUAGUACAGGAAAAACCUGAAGCAGUACUGUCACCGUAUCCAAGAAUUCCUAAUUGCAAGAUGCCAAGAUGCCAAGAUGAGGAAUAUGUAAACAAACUCACUUUUCCUUCCAGGCAAAGUAAUACUCUAACUCGCCUCAAUGCAGAGGCUGGAGAGAAAUCAAAAUUAGAAGACUAGUAUCGUCAGAGAUGGAAAGGAAAUAAUAAUUAUAGAAAACAACAUUUAGUAACAUUUGCACAUUACAAAGAAGAAAUACAAACUCUUUAUAUAAAACCAAACAAACUCUUUAUAUAAAACCAAACAAAAGGUCCCUGAAUCACAAUUGCUUAAAUAUAAAGUUUUGAUAGCUGAGAAAAACUCAAAACCAUCCCUCUUCCCGGAAGUACUAAAGAGAGAAAAUCUAAAGCCCAAGGUUCAAAAAGAAAGAGACCAUGUCAGCAAACAAAGUCAUUUAACAAGAUAGUAUAUUACCAACCACACUGCCCACCACAGGAAUUCUUCUAAGAAAAUCUGUUCCAAGGGCAUUGCUUCAUUGGACUGCAAGAAGAACUAUACACGUAAUAAUGUUUUUCUAAGUCUUUUAUUUCUGUAUUUGGCAAAGUUCUGUAGAUAAUCUAGAGUAUAUGUGUCUGCAUGCAAGUAUGUAUGUAACCUUAACUGCCCCAAGAUAAACAGACCUCCAAAUUUUAAAAAUUCUUCUGACAUUCAAAUAUCACCUCACCUCAUUCAAAGGCAAUCAGAAAAUCAAGGGAAUGUUAACACACUUAGUGCCUUUAUGUAAAAUAAAGGGGACCCCCCUCUAGAUCACGAAUUAGAAAAAAAGCAUUCUUUCCUCCAGGCCGACUCUACUGGCUGACACAGCCUGGACAGGGUACACAGCUCUGUCUACGGAAGACUGGCUAUUUCAGCCCUGACUGACCCCUCAGCCAGGGGCUGUUGUGCAGGCACAACCUGUAAAACCAUUGGCAGUGGCUGUAUACUACAGAAAGGCUGGGAUUGUCUUUUCAUGCAGAUAUAAGUAUAAAUAUAUAGUCUUUUUGCAGAUUGCUGAAUUAUCUUUGUUUCAGUAAAAUAAACUAAGUUCAUAUUAUGUGCCAGUUAUUCUGCUAAGCCUUAGAGAUAUGCAAAAUUUACAAUCUCUUGAAUUAUGAAUUGUAAAAUUUUAAUUUAGCUUCUACUCUUUUCUUUUCUCUCUCAUCACCACCCCUCUGCCAUCUGCUGAGAAACAUGGAAAUUCAUAUCUAUUUUUAAUAUUAACAUAAAACAAUUAGGAAGGUAAAUCUGCUACUAGACGUUAUAUAAACCAUUCAAAAGCAAAGUUAAAAUCUCUAGGAAUGGAAGGGGCUUAUUUUAAUUUUCUGAAACACUGCUCUUCUCUAUUGGCAUAUAUAGAUAGGCAUGACCCACAGUUGGGAAAACGCACAAAUUCUAAAAUGAAAUUAUAUUGAUAAUUUGAUGUGCAUAACUAUCUUUGAAUGAGAAAAUAGAUCUAAUUUCAGAAUAGUUGCUUUGAAUUUGUUUUCCACAGCAAAGCAAAUGAUUACCUCUAGUAAAUAGUAAAGCAAAUGUGUAGCAGGGUAAAUAUUAUCAACAUACUCUCAACUUUGUAUUUCUCUUUUCUAAAUUCAAUAAUUUAAUAAUGAGUGUGUGUGUGUGUGUGUGUGUGUACAGACGAGGAAAAGGAAGUAAAAGAUGGGUUCAUAGUUUUUGAAAAGCAAAGACUUUCUGAAGUUCCCUCAGAUAAGUGGAAUCUUUAUUAUCACUUUUCCAAACAAAAUAAGAGAUUGUGUUUAUGUUAUAUGGUAUGGGAUCAUAUAGGAUCUCAGAACCUUUAUCCUAAGAAUGGAUAAGGGAGAUAGUUAUAUUUACUUCCCUCUGUCAAACCAACAGUACCUAAACUUUUCUCUCUAGUAAAAUUGACACCAGAGAAUUUGAGAGGUAAGAGGGCAUUUUUCAGAUCAUCAGAAAGACUCGCUCAUUUGAUUCUCUAAAAUCCAGGAAAUCUCCCAAAGCAAUCAAAGUAGAAGACAGGGAAAUUGAGUUGUAGGCGCUUCCAGAAAAAUAACCAGUGGUGUGGGUCUCCGUGCCCUUCUGCUGUCACUCUAGUAAUGUUAUAUCAACUGUCAAGUAAAAAUUAUAUGUUACCAAUGUAACAGAAAUUCCCUUAAUAAUUGCUUAAUAAUUCCCUUACCUAAUUGCUUCCAUGUAUAUAAGAUGGAAAAGGAAGAAUGUUUACUUGCAAACCCAGGCAAAAAUAUGGACUCUUCAUACCUCCUUCUUGGUAAAUCUUCUCUCUCUUGCUGCCGUAAUUCUUCUUAGUCCUGCCUAAAUUCCUCCUACCUGCCAAUUCUAUUAAUCUACUCCCACCUUCUCACCAAAUCAAAGCAGGCCCAUUCCCUUGGUGUGGCCAUCUCUGCAAAGCAUUAAGGGACAAACUGCUCAAACUGCAGAGGAAACAAGUUUACACUAAUUUGAGAAAUGACUAAUAACUCCAUACCCUCUUAUGGGUACUUGUAGAUUAUUACAUUUUUUAAAUAAAAUAUAGUCAUAUUGUACAAAUUUGAAAAAAAAAGAGAAAAGGAAAACUAAGCCCAUAAUCCCACCACCCUAAAACAACCAUCAUUUAAAAAAAUUAUUUUGGUGUAUUUCCUUCCAGUUAUUUUCCUAAAUAUUUUACUUGUUUAGUCUCAGAAUGUACACAAAAAUUUUUUAUAUUUUAGUAUAAACAUAACCAUAUCCUUAGAUGCCGACCUCUGUAUGCGUGUGUAUAUAAAUAUUAAAGAAGGUAUUUAUUAACUUUUAAAGAAUGAAUGGAUGCUUUAAAAAGUAUAAUAUAAGAGCUUAUAAUUUAUGUUUGGGGUUGGGGAAGAGGUAUUUUAGAAGAGGAGAAUUAUAGGAGGGCUGUCUUUGCCUAGGAGUCUGACCCCUGAGGACAGGUCCCCUAAGAUUUCUGGUUUUCAGCUCAUAUCUUGCAUACCUUUUGAAAUAACAGAUCCUUUGAAACAAUGAGAUUUUUUAAAGUAUGGUUUUUAAAGUAUCUGAUGGCAGGCAUUGAAUGUAGGGUCUGAAUUUGGGGACUGCCUAUAAAACAUUUGACUGCUCUCAUUCUUUGUUGAUAUUACAAACUUUAGUCCUUGUAAGUCUAAAAUGUACUUUUAAGAAACCUAACUCACCAACCUGAUCUUUUAUUUUAAUAUUUAGGAUUGUUCGGAUAGAGUUGAGGAUUUAUAUGUAACUUCAUUUAAGCAUCUUGAAAAAGCAAAAUCAAGAGCAAGGCUUUUAGGAAAGAGCCCAAAUGAUAGCCAUGAUCAGUUAAAAUGCUCUGCAAGACCGUAUACUGCUCCAGAGGUUAACAAACAAGAAAGCUACACUGGAAAAUUUACAAGUCCUCGAAUGGUUUCAGCAGGCUUAGUUCAUAUAAAUGAUUCAAUCCCAGAUUAUGAAAUCCAUAAAAUGCAGCCAAAAAAAAUUGAGUAUAUUGAAAAACGUUUGCUCAUUUGUGAUAUUAUCCAGAUGUUAAACAGUUCAGAAUGAUGUGUGAGGCCAAUAGUCAGAAUGUCAUUUCUCCAAUUAACAAAAUGGUUUGGAGAUCUGUCCUUUUGUGUGAUAGAAGUCAGUAACCAAAUUCCAUCUUGUUAGAACCAUUUUGUUUUAAUUAAAAUGAA